Messenger RNA from Arabidopsis thaliana (thale cress), 1898 nucleotides. Its product is annotated as S15/NS1, RNA-binding protein. Gene Ontology annotation, molecular function: structural constituent of ribosome. The transcript has 5 exons. Gene Ontology annotation, biological process: translation. Gene Ontology annotation, cellular component: cytoplasm; plastid; ribosome. Lineage: Eukaryota; Viridiplantae; Streptophyta; Magnoliopsida; Brassicales; Brassicaceae. Bases 383 to 1627 code for a protein of 414 amino acids. The record is from RefSeq and is marked reviewed.
AUAAAAUGCUACUUUCCUUAUUUCUUAACCAAAAAAUCUUAAUCAGUCGUAUGAUAUUGUUGUUAUCUAAUUUAAUCGUAGCUACAAAGAUUUUAAAGUGCCUCAUAAGAACCUAGCGAAUCAAACCUCAUGAGCUCACUAACGUAACAUUUACUCAUCUCAAGUCUCAGUAGUGAUGAUGAUGAUGGUCAGAUGGUUUUAAAUUUGACUUUCACUUUUACCGAAAGCACAUAAAACCGUCCCUUCUGGUUUACUUUAUCGCGUGAUCAAUUCCGGUUUACUAGAGAACCGGACUGAGACCAUUUUCAUUUGGUUCCAUCUAUGAUCAACAUGUACCCACCAAAAACCCUAAAAGCUCCCGGAGCCGCCAAGAUCAGUUUCCAUGGCGCUUCAUCUCGCCAGACCAAAACAAAGGUUACAUUCGAAUCCAUCUCUCAUUCACCUUUUCUCAACCUCCUCCUCCUCCUCCUCAUCAUCACCUCAAGACGGGAACGAAUCUAAUGAACAGCCCUCUCAAUCAUCGUCGGAUUAUAAAAUCUCUUCCUACUUCAGUGGUAUCAGAAGCAGUCUCAAACAGACUCAGUCUCAGGACGGGAAGAGACAGUUCGUCAGAUUCGAUGCCAAACCUCAGAAUUCGCUUUCCGGUAACCAGGAUAUCAGGAGGAAUCUGAACGAGUUCCGAAGUAGAGCAACAGCUCCGCCGCCGAGGGAUAUGCAGGAUCUUUUCAAGCAGAAUGUGUUAUCAAAAUCUGGAGGGACUCGUAGAAUCGAAGGUGUGCCAUUAACAAACAUAAAGGCGAACUUAAGGCAGAUGAGACCACAACAAGCAACCACUGAGAGCAAAUGGGCCAAUUUAUCUGGGAUUCAGAACAUUAUGAAGACGAACAUCAAUGAUAAUAUCCGUUCAAAUGUAAUCGGAGGAGCAGCAGAAGGAUUGCCACAUUCAGUGGUUGGGAAGGAGUUAGAAGAAGAAGAUGUGACAGAGGAGGAGAUGAAAUCAGAGUUUAUCAAGAGCUAUGAUCCAAUAGAACUGGGAGAGAAACUAAGAUUGUAUAGGCCUGAGGGAAAGAAAGAAGAAGGUUGGUUCUCAUUACAGGAGCUCAAUCAGAGGCUUGUUAAGCUCAGGGCCAUGGAAGAGGAACAAUUCCAGAAAACGAGUAUAGUGCAUCCCUCCUUCGUCAACAACUUGAGGUCUGAGUUUCAUAAGUUCACCAAGGCUCAGAAAUCAGAUCCCUUUCAGAAUACGAAUAUUUGGGGAGUUUUAAGUGGUACCCCAAAGUAUAUGCUCGAGCCUCCAAAAGAUCAACUAGUUGAAACUUAUUUCCAUCCGGAUAACAUGUCAUCUGCGGAGAAGAUGAAAAUCGAGCUUGCAAAGGUCAGAGAAGAGUUCAAGAUGUCAGAAUCGGAUUGUGGUUCUGCACGUGUUCAAGUGGCGCAACUGACCACUAAGAUCAAGCAUCUAUCCUCGGUUCUACAUAAAAAGGACAAGCAUUCGCGGAAAGGACUUAUAGCAAUGGUGCAGAGACGGAAGAAGCUGUUGAAGUAUAUGAGAAGAACGGACUGGGAUUCUUACUGCCUUUCACUGUCAAAACUCGGCCUUCGUGACAACCCGGAUUACAAGUUUUGAAAUUUUUGUGCAAGGGACAUCAUAGAAUUGUGAUCUCAGUACUCUCUUUUUGUUCUUUUUCAUUAUGGCAAAAGAGAUAAUGUGGGUCUCUCUUAUCAAUCAUCUUGGGGAGGAAAGUUGUUCUACUAGAGAUUAUGAUUGCAGGCUGUUUAGGCGAAAAGAGAAUAAAGCUGUGGGAUACUUUCGUUGACAUUGUCUUUAUUACUUUGAAUGUGAUAAUAAACUUACUUCUCCAACUUAUCUUUCUCAAUGCAUCUAUCUUUUACUGCCA